This is a messenger RNA of Hemicordylus capensis (graceful crag lizard), 1948 nucleotides long. Its product is annotated as SRSF protein kinase 1-like. The transcript is spliced from 12 exons. Gene Ontology annotation, biological process: spliceosomal complex assembly; protein phosphorylation; regulation of mRNA processing. NCBI's taxonomy places the organism in Eukaryota, Metazoa, Chordata, Lepidosauria, Squamata, Cordylidae. The record is from RefSeq and is a predicted model, not a curated record. Gene Ontology annotation, molecular function: protein kinase activity; ATP binding. Bases 189 to 1331 code for a protein of 380 amino acids.
CACUCCCGAGAGGAGCUCAGAAGCGUUGGCAGGUCUGCAGGCAGUGCUGCCUGCCUUGGGCUGCUUCUAGGCUGAAUCCAGAAUGAGCCGGGCUAGUUAAGUCCUGACACAAAGCAAAGAUGUAAAGCCAUCUCUGCUUAUGCUGAGCCACCUGCCCAUCCUGAGACCCAGAGGGUUGUCCCUCUGCCAUGGAAGCGUGUGAGUGGCAGGAAGAGGCCCCAGCGUCUUGUGCAGAAGGCUACUAUCCAGUGAGGAAAGGAGAGAUGUUCAGUGGCAGAUACCACGUGGUGCAGAAUCUGGGUUGUGGCUACUUCUCAACAGUCUGGCUUUGCCAGGAUGUGGGGAAGAAGAAGUGUGUGGCUGUGAAGGUGCCCAAGGGUGGGGAGGAUUUUGCUGAGGCAGCCUUGGAUGAAGUCAUGCUCCUUCGUUAUGUGAACAGCAAGAGAAGGAAAGACCAAGCUGGAGAUCACGUCAUCCGCUUGCUGGAUGAUUUCAAAAUGAUUGGAGAAAAUGGCUUCCAUGUCUGCUUAGUGUUUGAGCUGCUGGGGCCUUCGCUGCAGGUGCUGCUCAGCAGCCAAGGGGCCCAGGGCCUCCCGCCCCCCUUUUUGAAGAAAGCGAUGCAACAGGUACUCAAAGGGUUGUAUUUCCUGCACAAGGAGUGUCGUAUCAUCCACGCGGACAUUAAACCUGAGAAUAUUCUGCUGCAUGUCACUGAAGCAAGUCUGCAGACCCUUCUGCACAACAUGGUUUCCCUGGAUUACAGCACAGGCGUCGAACCAAAGAGGCCAGGGGGCGACAUGGCUGCUCUCCUGGAUUGUUGCAACCUCAUGAAAAUGGGAGUGAAAAUUGCUGACCUCGGAAGUGCCUGCUGGACUUACAAGCCCUUCUCCAAGAAGAUCCAAACCCAGCCCUACAGAGCCCUGGAGGUCCUCCUUGGUCUAGAUUACAGUACCCCAGCUGAUAUCUGGAGCACAGCAUGCUUGGCUUUUGAGCUAGCAACUGGAAAGCGUCUGUUUGAACCCCAGGCUGGACAGUGUUUUUCCAGAGAUGAUGAUCAUGUGGCUCGGAUCAUUGAACUCCUGGGUAAAAUCCCACCCAAAAUGGAUUUGUUCUGGAAACAGGCAUCACCUUUCUUCAGAAGACAAGGUGCUCUCCUGCGGAUGUCCUGGAUUUCCUCCUAUGACCUCUAUCACACCCUCACUGAUAAAUACAGCUGGCCAAAGCACCAAGCAGCUGCCUUGGCCAGUUUUCUCCUGCCUAUGUUGGAAUAUGCACCAGAAAAAAGGGCAACAGCUGAAAAAUGCCUUCAGCAUCCCUGGCUCAAUACCUAGUAAUCAGCUUAGCCUGGUCCUACUGGUCUCUGCCAAAACCAACUGUGACUGAGAAGGGGAACAUGUACUCAUGAUGGAAUCUUAGUCCCUGCGGGAUGGGGCUACAACACAAUUCUGAACUGCUCCUCACAAGAGCCAGAGUGGUGUUUACAUUCGGGUUAUGUCUCUUCUUAUCCAGUUCCUCGCGGUUUCUUUCCACGAGUAUCAUAUAAUGUGAAGACAGAUGUAAUAUAAAAAGAAAGCAUGGAGUGAGCUCAGCUUCCUCCUGGCUUCACAACUAAUGUGUAUACCAGCAAAUUGAAACCUGGAUCAGCUGACAUUCUUGCUCCUCACCCCUCACCCCCCCAUCCUGCAAGUGGAUUGUCAACCCUAACAGAAAACAUUUAAGCACUGCAUAAAUUUAUCUAUUCAUUCAGCUCCUUAUAUUUUUAAAAGAAUUUAUUGUGAGGGUAAAACUGUUCCAGAGAUUGUGGACAAAGUUUCUUAGCCAAUCAGUAGGCUUGUACACCAAAUUGAAAGAGUGAUUGAUUCCGAUGUGAUGAUGCAAGCCCAUAUCGGGGCAUCAGAAACAAUUCCAAUGAAAAAUGUCCCCGAAAUCAAAAAUAGGUUGGACAAUG